This is a messenger RNA of Nilaparvata lugens (brown planthopper), 2372 nucleotides long. RefSeq lists its product as uncharacterized. Lineage: Eukaryota; Metazoa; Arthropoda; Insecta; Hemiptera; Delphacidae. The transcript has 5 exons. Bases 1008 to 2372 code for a protein of 454 amino acids. The record is from RefSeq and is a predicted model, not a curated record.
UUCCCCCCCCCCCCAAAAUUUCGGCUUAAGCACUAUAUAGAAUUGAUUUUUCAACCAUUUAAGUGAAUAUAAAUAUCUGUACACUAAAACUGAAAAAUCAUAUUCUUUCAUAUUCAACCUGUAGAGAGAAUUGAAUAUAUUCAAUAUAAAAUAUAAAUAUUCCUAUUCAAUACUCUCUGACUAUGAAUACAUCAAUAAACUCUUGUUUGAAGUGCAUGAGUAUUGUUUCUAUAGUUUUUUUAAGACAAUUCAUCAAAGAUGAUAAUAGUCUAGGCUGACGUCAGGCUGCUAGGUCAGCAAUUCUUGUCCACACACUUGUGAUGCUCUUUUUUUUAGUUAGUAAGAAUCUCAUUGAAAUCGUCACACAUCUUUGAAACUAGAACCAGAAAAACAAAGCUCUAUUACAUUAGAAACUAAAUAAUCCAUAGAAAGCUCAAAUUCGAUGAUAGAAGAAAAAAUCAAGAUGAUCCAAUCUCAGCACAGUGAGUAGAGUAUCAUGGAAUUUUGAAAAAUUCAAAUAUCUUAAAUUUUAUCAUUUUUGGAUCUUUCUACUGGAUAUAGAGAUCAAAGCGCUCAGUUCCUAGAAAAAUACCGGCGUCAACUCCUUUGACGGUCCGAGCGGCGAGCUCCUGCCACUCGGACUAUCAAAGGAAGCCGACUUGUUUGAUCGUAGGCUUGUUAUAAUUUUAUAAUUGUUUCUAUGAACUAAUUAUUUGGUCCAGGCUGUGGUUGGUCCGGUAGUCGCCUUUGUGCGAUCAUUAUUUCGUUUUCAACUAUGAGAAUUGUUAGCUAUUCCAAGUAGCACAAUUCUCAGAAAUUUUAUAAAUCUGGAUGGCAAGCAUUUCUUGACUGGUUGGAAAUCGUUGAAAGCAUUUUAGUUCAGUACUAACAGUCGGUAUGGAAACAUUAUUGGAGUCACAUCAACGCAGUCAUGUACCAGAACAGCUUGUGAUGAAGGAACUGAGGAAAUCGCUACAUCUCUAGAAAAAUAUUUUCAACACUUCACAAUGGCUCAACGAUCCAACCAAAGUCUGAUUUCUGCCUUCUUUGGUCAGGCUGCGAAGAAACGCAGAACCGAUCAGGAAGAGAGGAUUGCUGUAGAUGCUACCGAGCCCGCUACUGAUUCUCCAUCGUUUGCAGAUGAUACAGUCGAACCUCAUCAGGCAAGUGAUGACAAAACUUUAGAGAAUAUUGCUCAGUGCUCAUCGGCAUCAGCAACUAGUAAUCCAGAUGCUGAACUCCACCACUUGCAGCACGACUCUUACACCACAUCAUCUACGGAAUCAAUGAGGUCAGAUGCAUGCCCUAAUUCCUCAUUAAAUGACAUUGGACAUUAUAUUGGUAAAACCAUCGAUGAACAUACUAAAAUGAAAUUAUUGGAGCAACCGUGGGUCCCACCAGAAAAUUACUCUUUUCCUCACUCAAAACGAUCUGUAUCAGGAAAAUCAAUAAAAAAUUUUCUUAGGCCAAGUCAUUUACAGGCACAUAAGGAUUGGCUCGUACUUUCCGAUGUAAAACAAGGGCUGUUCUGUAAAUACUGUCCGUGGUUCACUAAUCGUAAUGAGGGGGGCUACUGCAAGAAUGUUGCUCUAAAAACUCUUGUAACCGAACCUUUGAGAAAUUUCAAAAAAUUAACAGGAUCUGAUGGACACUUGGAAGUCCACUGCAAUACCCAAUAUCAUAAAGAUGCCGUGACAGCAGGGAAAAACUUUCUAAGAGUAUACCACUGCCCGAAAAUGGAAGUAAAUAACCUCAUCAAUGAAGAACGGCUCUCUCAAUCCCAGAAAAAUCGUCAGAAACUUCUUUCUAUAGUUAAAACUGUCAUUUUGCUUGGUAGGCAGAAUAUUCCUAUGAGGGGGCACAGAGACGAUGGGCCACUCAAUUUAGAGAUAAACAAACUUGCUCAACGAUCCAACCAAAGUCUGAUUUCUGCCUUCUUUGGUCAGGCUGCGAAGAAACGCAGAACCGAUCAGGAAGAGAGGAUUGCUGUAGAUGCUACCGAGCCCGCUACUGAUUCUCCAUCGUUUGCAGAUGAUACAGUCGAACCUCAUCAGGCAAGUGAUGACAAAACUUUAGAGAAUAUUGCUCAGUGCUCAUCGGCAUCAGCAACUAGUAAUCCAGAUGCUGAACUCCACCACUUGCAGCACGACUCUUACACCACAUCAUCUACGGAAUCAAUGAGUGAUAUUUCACAGAGAGCACAGGUGAGUAUUGUACUGCGUUAUGUGCACUUUGAAAAGGAGUUUGAAAUAAGAGAGGACUUCAUCACAUUUAUUGAUGCAUUUGAAGACAUGAAAGAAGCUGAUGAAGAUAAUCUGGGCGACGAAAGAAGUAAUAGUGAGGUCGAAAUGAGUAUUAGUGUGAUAUCUUGA